AUGACGACCGGAGAAUUAUUACCCAUAUCAUCUCCUGCUCUUCAUGAAGGAAUCAAACCGGCGGAUAUCAGCUAUCCCAGAUGGUUUGGUGGCUCUGCGUCAUGCAUGGCUGUGCUGCUUUCACAUCCUUUUGAUCUCAUCAAGGUUCGAAUGCAAACGGUAUCAAAUGGCGCCAAAGAGGGGUUCAUUCGAACGGGGCUCCAUAUCAUCCAAAGCGAGGGACCAAGAGGUUUAUACCAUGGAGUAAGCAGACUGCCGAGCAAAUUUAAUAAGCUCUCUGCUGGGUUUAUGAGAUCAAUAACUUAUGGAACGUCCCGAAUUGCUCUAUACGAAGAGAUGAAAUUAUCGGCAAAAAGGUCAGAUCGACCUCUUACGAUUCCAAACCUGGCUAUCAUGGCCGCAGCCUCUGGAUUUACAGGCGCUAUCUUCGGCACACCUUCAGAUAUUGCCAAUGUGAGAAUGCAAAAUGACCGCUCAUUGCCGGUCCAAAACCGCCGAAACUAUAAGAAUGUCUUUGACGCAUGGAUUCAGAUGAAGCGUCAUGAAGGCUGGAGAUCUUUCACUCAGGGACUUUGGCCGAAUUGUUUUCGCUCUGGAAUAAUGACAGCAAGUCAACUGGCUUCCUAUGAUGCAUUCAAAAAAUUAUUGCAAAGUGUCGCUAAUACCAAUGAAGAGAGGCCAUUGAUCCACUUCUUUGCGUCUGUAUUGGCGAGCUUAGUUGCAACAUCGAUCUCAAGUCCCAUGGACGUGAUUAGAACCCAGCUUAUGAGUUCUUCGGACAAAACAUCUGUGUUGAAUAUUGUUAGGAAUCUUACGCAGGAAGAAGGUUUCCGAUGGGUGUUUCGGGGCUGGACUCCUAGUUUUAUUCGAUUGGGACCUCAGACUAUCGCCACAUUGGUUAUGUUGGAGCAACAUAAGCGGGUCUAUCGUCUUGUAAAGACUGGGAGAGACUAG
Messenger RNA from Penicillium odoratum, 954 nucleotides. RefSeq lists its product as uncharacterized. The coding region runs from base 1 to 954 and encodes 317 amino acids. The transcript has 4 exons. Gene Ontology annotation, biological process: succinate transmembrane transport; thiosulfate transport; phosphate ion transmembrane transport. Gene Ontology annotation, molecular function: oxaloacetate transmembrane transporter activity; sulfate transmembrane transporter activity; malate transmembrane transporter activity. The record is from RefSeq and is a predicted model, not a curated record. NCBI's taxonomy places the organism in Eukaryota, Fungi, Ascomycota, Eurotiomycetes, Eurotiales, Aspergillaceae.